AUGCGUUUACUGCGAACGUUAAGCUUUGUCCUUCGCACGUCAUCCCGCCAUAGUUGUACUUCCUCAACUGUUUCUUUAAACCAAAAGAUUAAUGGCUACAUACGUAACGGAAAUUUAAAUGAGGCGCGUAAAUUGUUCGACCAAAAUUCCAACUUAAGAAACGUUAUCUCGUGGAACUCAAUGAUCAAUGGAUACAUCAAAAUCCGCCAAAUCCAACAAGCCCAGAACCUAUUCGACGAAAUGCCCCAAAGAGACGUUGUCUCAUGGAAUACUAUGCUUUCAGGAUUUCGGGAUACACAAAAACCGCAAAAGGCACACCGGCAUUUCCUAGAAAUGAUGAGAAAAGGGCCGAGACCCCAAGAGCUCACCUUUGCUGUACUUAUUAGUGCUUUCUUGAAUACGGAGUUUGAUGUCUUAAUCCGACAGCUUCAUUGUCUUGUUAUAUGCUCAGGGCUUAAUCUGAAUGUGUUUCUUGGGUCUGCUUUAAUGAGGGGUUAUAUUGCUUUUGGUGAUUGUGAGGAUUUCUGUAGAGUAUUUGAUGAGAUUUUAGAGAAAGAUGUGGCUCCCUGGAAUGUGUUAAUUUUGGGUUAUAUGGAAUUUGGGUUUAUAAAUAAAGCUCAGAGGGCUUUUGACGUGAUGCCUGAGAAAAACGCAUAUUCUUGGACAAAUGGAAUAUCCAAAUUGCAACAAGAUCAUCCUGCUGUGUGUUCAAUGUUGUCCAAGAUAUAUGGUGAAAAUGGAGUUUGGGGUAGAGUGAAUGAGCUAAAGAAGUUAAUGAGAAAAGGGCAUGCUAGAAAGCAGAAGGCUGGAAGUUGGAUUGAAUCUCGGCAUGCUUUCAUCUGA
Messenger RNA from Fraxinus pennsylvanica, 843 nucleotides. The record is from the annotation of a GenBank genome assembly. Lineage: Eukaryota; Viridiplantae; Streptophyta; Magnoliopsida; Lamiales; Oleaceae.